Culex pipiens pallens (northern house mosquito) is the source of this 3962-nucleotide messenger RNA. RefSeq lists its product as uncharacterized. Lineage: Eukaryota; Metazoa; Arthropoda; Insecta; Diptera; Culicidae. The record is from RefSeq and is a predicted model, not a curated record. The transcript has 8 exons. The coding region runs from base 1679 to 3862 and encodes 727 amino acids.
AUUAACGAGUAGUGUGGGUGGAAGGCUGCCAUCAUCAUCGGCAUGCCAAUGACGACGACGAUGUUUCUGCUGGUUGGUUGGUUAGUUGGUUAGAAGAUAGGACGUGACGACGAGAAAGGAGAAAGGAAAGAAAAACAGUUUUUAAUUAGAGGAACAACCGGGCCAGGACGACGAACACACAAUGGUCAAGUGGAGAACGAAUUGUGGCACAGGAAUUGUAGGUUUGGAGGGAACAGUGUGAAGGUGGAAAAGUGACCGAAGCAGAUGAAGAGGAAGUUCUCGAAGUAUUCAUCAGGAUUCGACGUAAAGCAAGUAGUUUUUGUGUCUAAAAGUGUGUAUAAAGAAAGAAAAAUCAUGAAUAUACCACCAACAAAUUCAGCGUGACGAUGAAAUCCUUUGGAAAAGUCAUCUAAAAUUGAAAAAGUGCAUCGAAGCGAAGUUUUAUCAAAAUCCAGAAAAAGCACCGACGACGUGAAGAACCAGAGUGAAAAGUUUAUCCCCACUGCUGAGAAAGAGGGGAAAAAUUCGAUUUGAGAAUAUCAAUUGAAGAGAAGACCGCCAGCGAUAAGGUGAAGAGGCAAAUAGAAUUGCAUAUAAAUCAAAAAAUAAUAAUGGAGCGAAAUUGAUGACCCAAAUUGGAUUGGAAAGUGAACCUGAGGUGUGCAUUUCGUGAGUGAGAGGAGGAAAAAUCAACUACCCAAGGAUUACAAGUUCAUUUAUCAUAGCGGGAGAAGAGAUAGUUGAAGAAGGAAAAAAAACUGCUGACAUUCAUCCGAGGUCUCCAGAGGCGAUCAUCAUGGAUUCGGUCCGUCGAAGCUCCAUCUGUAUUCGGCUUCCCAAACCAAACGACGAAGAGGAAAAAUCGAGAGAAAAAGCUAUCGCAGCCCAUAAAGCAAGUGAAAAAUAGAGUGCUGCUAUUUUUCUGUCUGUGUGUUUUGGUCCAAAAUAACCCGAGGGCCCUGAAAAAAGCAAAAAAGAAAAGAAGAGUCCCAUCAGUGCACAAAAUCUGUACACGCUCGAUUGAGAAGCCGAUGUGGUGAUUUAUGUGAGUGUUUAUAUGGAGCAAUAUAACCAGAGAGUCGUCCUUUGAGCAAAAAAAACGGUCCUUUCGAGGGGUCCUAUCGAAAAAAAAUAGUAGUAAUAUAAAAGUCGACUGUCUGUCUGCUUGUCUGGCAGCACUGCCCUACUCGUCACCCUCCUCGGUUGAUGAUGUAAUAUUGUUUGGUCUGGCAACCCUGCACUCUCGAAUGAUAAUAGUUUAUGUGAGCCAGUGAAGAGAUCCUCGACGAAAACGGACCAUACCGGAAGAGGAAGCAGUCUGCGGGAGGUCCCAGUCCCCAGGAGCCUUCAAAAGGCAAAAGAUCUCCCCCCGUCGCCAACGAAACAAAAUGAGAUAAAAUGAAGAUGAUGUCAUCAUCAGCCGGCUGUUUAUCAAUCGAACUCCAUCUCCUGCGACUGGUCCUCGAAGGGCCGUAGCAUUCACCGAACCCCAAUUUGUCCUUGUCCCGUUGAUAGCUUCAUUUUUUUGCGACCCCCCUCUCCGUUACCCCAACCAAGUUGUGGGAACUUUUCUGUGGAAUGUGGCCGAAUCGGUAGACACGCAGAUGCGACACCGUUACGCCGUACGAUCCGACGGCCUUGGCAGACAGCUGGCCAGGGUUAAACGGAAGCGGAGAAGAUGAAGGUCGACAAGGCCGUGUGUACGACGGACACGUACGAGGAUUUGAACCGGGCGAUCCGGUUCGAGGCGGUUUUUUCGACGCUGGUCGAGAACAAGAUCCUGGCGAUCAAGCGGGAGUGCGAGCUGAAGAAGCGGAACAAGAAGUCGCGGGCUUUGCGGAGGAUUCUGUUUGGGAGGAGGUCGUGCAAGAAGACGGUGGUGGGGAAGAAUGGGGAGGCUGGGAAGAGGAAGAGCAAUGGCGGGGUGGCGGUGGAGGGAGGAGGGGACGGGGAGGAGGAGGAGACGGGUGGGUUGGGGGCUGUUGGAGGAUUGCCGGUUCAGGAGUACUCGACGGUCAGCGAUGGAGUGGAUGAGGUUAUUGUGGAGAUUGGAGACUUUUCGUCGCUGGUCGAUGCCAUUGGAGGGGUUGGGGCGGAGGGGAGGGAUCGGGUUGAGGGGCUUGGAGUUGGGCGGGACGAUGACAGCACUAGUGGAGCCGUUGGAGGUAUGACCUUCGGCGAUGAGUUGCCUUCGAAGAGUGAAGCGAUAGCACAAUCAUUGGAGGAUGAUCGGAAGUCGAUCCGAUCGAACGAUGUCCGGUUUAGGGACCGGUGCGGCACCCUGGAACCGGUCAGCGUGUCCAUCGAGAUAGAGCCACAUUCCGAUCCGUUGAGCACCCAGUACGACAUGGAGGAUAGCGGUACCAACGUGUCCAUCGAGCUGGACGUCAGCGAGAUAUCCGAGAUGAAACGAAGCAUAGCUUCCGAACCGGUUCCGAUCAUCAAGAACGUUAGCAAGUAUCGAAUGACAUCGACUCGACAGCCGGCACUGCUGGGUACCGCUUCCCACAGGUUACGAGUCCUCGAGGCCAAGUCCAUCAGUGCCCAGAACAGUCCGGUUCUACCCCGACAAAAGUCAACCGAAGCACGCCAUCUUACGUUCAGCACCGCAACCUACCAGACGACGACAGCGCCGUCGACGAAAUCGAAGAAAGACAUCGAAGACACCUCAUUCGUGAUCGAUCUCAGCCGGAACGCCGAGGACGCCGCCCUCCCGGAAGCCGGCAACCUCAGCAACAGUAACUCCAAUGUGAUACCGAAGGAGAAGCAGCCGCAACCGCCGGACAGGCGGAGCAGCAGCAAAAAGCAACAGCAAGCCCUAGUCGAUAGCAGUAGUAGUAGCGCUAGUAAAUCCAAGCUCAACAAAUUGAACGCCGUCAAGCGGUUCAGCGACGUGCUCGUGUACGACAAUCCUCCUCCCCCGACGCCGGGACUCAUCGAAAGCUUUAAUCAACUGACGGCCCCGAACCUACCUGUGAUAUCGAUGCGCCAGUCCGCGUCGCCGGUUAGUGAUAUGAUCAAGCUGCACCGACUAUCCACUGCCGCCGCCGCCACAACUCCAACGGAACACCCUGCGACGACAAUCGGUGGCGGCGGCGCUGAAUCCAGCCGAAAACCGCCGCGCCACGGCUUUCUGCGGCAGUCGAGCUGCGACGUGGAGCUGCACUAUCGACCUGCCGGAAGUGGUGGUCAGCAGAAGCACAACACUAGCCGUAGUCAUAGGGAUAGCUUUAGUAGCAAUCGUGCAACGACGACGACGACGACUAUGGGGAUGGCGCUGGCCAGGGAUCCUGGAGACUGUGCGGACGAUCCGCUGAUGAUGGGCGAGCUUAACGAGAGCGACGAGGAGAAGCUCAACAAGCGGAAAUAUAUUCUAGAAUAUCUGAAGCGCUGUUCGGAUCCGGUAAUUGUAUUUCCCUCUACUAGCACGGCGGGAGGAUCCGGAGGCUGCACUGCCGGAACCAGUGGCGGCGGCGGCUUGCAGCACUGUAUCCUGAGCCGGCCGCCCAACCAACCGAUCCAAUUCCCGUACGACGAGGACUUCAUGUACGACGUCUCGCUGCAGCUUGAUCCGGACCGGCACGGGGAGCUUGAUGCAAUAGUGCCUGAACAUAGGAGAAGACAUAAGCAUAGACAUCACCACCAUCGACACUGCAAGAAGAAAAGACACAAGAAGCGGAAAAUCCUGGUUCACGAUCUUGAUGAUCAAAGUGUGAAGGUGAUAGACCCCGACGAUCUUCCGAAGCGCGCCCGCUGGACGAUCAUCGCGACCGCUUUCCUACUGCUGAUAAUGUGCCUCUUCCUCGUGGGAAUCACCCUGCGGAUGGCUCCCAUCAUCGACGAUAUGGGUAAGUCAGCGUGAUAUUCACUGGUAUCGAAAAAACCUUGAUCAAAUAUUAAAAAUACUCGGCGUGCACAGCAGGUAAGUAGCAAAAGUUCCACCCAAAAAAAAUGAAGAAAAA